AUUGCUGUAUCCUUACACAGAUAUUACCUAAAUGAACAGGAAGUGCAGGAAGAGACUGGUGGAUAAAAUGCAUGAGCAAGGGUUGAAUGACCUUUUUAGAAACUUUUUAACCUUUUUAGUUUGGGACAGUCACUGCUAUAAUUAUUUUAAUUUGCUAUUAACUUGCCUUGGUCUGUUUAUGAAAAGGCACUGUCUUUGAAAACUCAAUGGAUUUUAAGGUUGUUGGUUGUUCUUGGUUUUGUUUUUUUUUUUUAAACUAUAAUUAAAAGUAGUUUAAGAUAAAUUUGUCUUUCAGGUAGCCAAUGCAGUGAAAGGAUCAAGACUCUUGGGCUAGAAUAACUCAGCUGUAAUUUUACAGCAGUGCUUUCAUGUUGAAUUUGCUGGUUAAGAAUGGGAUGUGUUCCAACAAAAGGCUGACUGUAGUUAUGCCUGGAAACAAAAGUGCAAGCUAAGGCUUGACAAAUGUCCAGAAUGCAAGAGAAAUAAAUUAGUAGUAAAAGAGUAUGGAUAAUAAACUGUAUAAUGAUCAGGCAAUUAAACUGAGGGCUUGAGGGAAUAAAUUUAGAAGGUUGAAAUUUUGUAUUCUGUAUAAUGGAGCAUUGCUGGUCUAAUGGAUACAGAGAAUGUUAGAUGAGUAACAUAGUUGUUGUCCCAGGCAGUUUGUUUAAAUACCAGCUGAAUAACCUUGCACAUCAUACAGAAAUAUACAUCUUUUUGGAAUUAAGACAAACUACCUGACAACUGGAAAAUAAGUAAUUUAUAUUCAAGUGUUUUGUUUUUCUUCUUUCUCCUGGAUUUAGUGGCUUCCAUUUCAGAAAGAUGACUGGUCAAGAAAACUCUUGAGAUACAUGGAUGUUACAUACUAUAGCCCCUUUGCAGAGUAAUCAUCCUUUUUUUUUGUGGGAAUGACAUGCCUCAAGAAAUGUAUGCUUCACCUUCUUCAGUAGCAUCAGUGUAUCAGUUAAAGGAAUGAGAUGGAGCAAUUGUGUUUCCAGUGGAGCCUAACAUAUUCAACCACAUCUUUUGGCUGAUCUGAGUUCCUGUUCUACACCUACCCCAGUGCUAUCAGAAUGUCUUCCAGACUUCUUACUGAUAAAAAAUAUUAGAAAACAAGACCAGCACCUGUCAAAUGGGGCUCCCUCUCCAUUUCUCUCUACACACCUUUCCUUUGGGGAGAGAAGAAGAGGAGAAUAGCAUGAAAACUGCAAAAUGUUUCAAAUUCCUGUUCAAAAUCUUGAUAAUAUCAGGAAGGCUCGAAAAAAGGUGAAGGGCAUUCUUGUGGAUCUUGGUCUUGACAGCUGCAGGGAGUUGUUGAAGAAUCUUAAAAGUUUUGACCCAGGUGAAAAACACUUUUGUAACACUUCAUGGAGUGAUGUCUCUCCUUGGGAGUCUGUGGGCAAAAGGAAGAGAUACAGAACAAAGCCCUACUGCUGUAGCUUAUGCAAGUUCUCAUCAAAAUUGCUUACUUCAUUCAAGAAUCAUUUGCACCGUUACCACGAGGAUGAAAUGGACCAAGAGCUGGUGGUUUCUUGCCCAAAGUGUGCAUUUGCUUCUGAUCCCAAAAGAGUGGGAAAACAUAUCCGGAUGUUUCAUUCAUCUAAUAAAAGAAUACAGAACUAUACAGUCAGCAUUUUGGAUGGCAUGAAACAAUUCAGGAGUGAUAUUAUAAACUUUACAUGUUUAAAAUGUCAAUUUACAGACACAUUGUAUUACAAUAUGAAGAAACAUGUGUUGAUGAACCAUUUUCAGAACUUAAUUAGUACAUAUUUUGGCCAGAAACCUGAUGAAAGUACAGAGAAUUCCAUUGAGCACUACUGUAAAAAAUGUAAUGCUUCUGCAAACAGCCAAGAUUCUUUAAUGUACCAUGUUUUGACAGCUGAAACACACAGAGACCUGGAGAACAAACUUCGGUCUGUGAUUUCAGAACAUAUUAAGAAACCAGGACUCGUGAAACAAAUGCAUAUUGCUCCAAAACCUCUCCAAGGUGUGGCAGUGGCUGCUCCAUCUGCAGGGUCUGCCACUGCCACACCAGGUUCCGUCACAUCUCCGACUUGCAUCCAGCUUGCAUUUCCACAGAAUAAUCAAAACCAGAGUGUGGUGCAGCCAAAAGCCGUGCAAAACAAUGUCAGAUCACUGACCGUCCCAAGUGCCUCUGGUAGCCUUCCACAUACAACUUCUGCUCUGGUUGUCGCCUCGUCGCAUGUUACUCUUGUAUCUAGUAACCUUCCGGUAGGUCAAAAUAAUGUUAAUAUUCAGCCACCUUCCCAGCCUAUCAUUGUUUCCCACAGGCUUCCCCUUAAUCAGCCUGUGAGGGCUGGACCUAUUCCUCUUAAUCAUUCUGUUGGGACCGUAAAUGGAACGGUGGCCCCUGCAGUUCUUCCUCUUAAUCAACCUGUCAGGCCUGGGCUCUUCCCUAUUAAUCAACCCAUUGGUACCAUAAAUGGUCCAGUUGCAGCUGGAACGCUGCCUGUUACUCAGCCCGUCAGCCCUGUGAGUCAGCCGGUUGCACCAGGAGUCCUCCCUGUAAGUCAACCAAUUGCACCAGGAGUCCUCCCUGUGAAUCAGCCGGUUGCACCAGGAGUCCUCUCCGUCAACCAGUCGCUUGGGAACGUGAGUAGACCUGUUGGUCCUGGCGUCCUUCCCGUGACGCAGACAGUUGCGCCGGGUGUUCUCCAACUGAACCAGCCUGUUGCCUCUGGGGUUGUUCCUGUCAGGCAGCCGGUCAGACCUGGGUUUCUUCAGCUUAAUCAACCUGUUGCCCCAGCAGUUAUCCCAGUAAAUCAGCCAGUUCAACCCGCAGUUUCUCAAAAUGCAACUUUUUUGACUACAGGUUCUAUACUUAGGCAGUUGAUUCCAACUGGUAAGCAGGUUAAUGGGAUACCUACGUACACGCUUGCCCCGGUGUCAGUUACUUUACCUGUACCUCCUGGUGGUGGAGUAGCAACUGUGACGCCCCCACAAGUGCCCAUCCAGCUAAUGCAGUCUGGGACGGUAACUCAGCUGUCCCACUCGCCGGCUAGUGCACCGUCUCCUCCAGUGGUUUUAACGUCUCAGAAUGUAUCAUUGCAGGCCUCCCCCCCUGGGCCUGAAACAAGUCAGGCUACCAGGCAGGCCAAGCAGUGGAAGACUUGCCCUGUUUGCAAUGAGCUUUUCCCAUCAAAUGUCUACCGGGUGCACAUGGAGGUGGCCCACAAGCAUAGUGAAGUAAAAGUGGAGAAAAUCGCAGAGCCUGACAAGCUUGCAGCUUGCGCGCCCUUUCUGAGGUGGAUGACAGAAAAGACGGUCCGCUGUUUCUCUUGUAAGUGCUUUCUCUGUGAGGAAGAGCUCAUGAAACAUCUCUUGAUGCAUGGCUUAGCUUGCUUGUUUUGCACAGUUACUUUCCAUGACUUAAAAAGCCUUGUGGAGCACAAUAAAACACACAACGGGAAGAAGCAGUUGCAUGCAGAUUAUAGCAACAGAGGAUUUCAACUAGGUAAUGAUGCUCAGGGUGACCUUGUGUUUCCACACUUUGAUUUCAGUACAGUGUUACCAAAAGAAGACAUUGGUGAAAGAGAAAUACAUUUGGCAGUGCUUGCGGGACUAAAUUCAAGGACACUGGUCCCUGUUUACAUCAAAGUGAAACCUCAGACAGCAGAAGUGAAUGACAGAUGCAACAGAAAAGUGUUAACCUGUCCCUUUUGCUUUGGUACGUUUGUAAGUAAAGAAACCUAUGAAAUGCAUUUGAAAGAGCGGCAUCAUAUAAUGCCAACUGUACAUACCAUUUUAAAGUCUCCUGCUUUCAAGUGCAUCCACUGUUGUGGUGUGUACACUGGAAAUAUGACUCUAACAGCUAUUGCUGUACACUUGCUCCGUUGUAGAAGUGCUCCCAAAGACAGCAAUUCAAGUGUGAAGAUGCAGCUUGAGCGUACUGAGAGGAAAGAGUUACUGUUUGUGAAUGGCGAAAAGCAUGUUUCUGUGAUGCUGAAAAGAAAGCAGUCUGAUUCCUGCUUUGCUACAGAAGACCAAAGGAAUAAGGAGCAGACUCUGAGCUUAAGUGCUGGCAUAGCUCUAACUCAAGAAAGAGAAAUGAAUUUAGGGGUAGUGCCUUUCAAACGACAAAAGAUUAAUAGGACUGAGAUGAAGAAGCUCCCUUCUAGUGAGGAACUUCGCAUUCUAGCAGUAGAUCCUAAACAGUAUGAUCACAGCUCGUUUGAGGCUCAAACCCAGUUUUUGACAGACUACUUUCACGAGAGGCCAUAUCCUUCUAAGAAAGAGAUGGAGAUACUUUCCUCGCUUCUGUAUGCGUGGAAAAUUGAUGUUGCAUCAUUCUUUGGGAAAAGGAGGAAUAUAUGUUUAAAGGCGAUAAGUAAUGACAAACCAUCUGUGCUGCUGGGUUUCAGUAUGUCUGAACUAAAAAAUGUUAAGCACAGCUUGAAUAUAAAAGAUGAACCAUUAGAUAUGUAAACAAGCUUUUUAUAACAGCUAAAAGCAAUCCAUAAUUGCAUACUUACUGAUUUAGCAGUUUAUUGUAUUAUUUGUUUUAACUUGCAGACUGGCCUGUUGAAGGGUGCAGUAGUACAAAAAGUCUUGUUCAGCUGUGACUGUUAUUGUGAAAGGCACACUUAGUUGUGUAUUUGAAAAAGCUAAAACCUUCAGACUUACACAUCUGGAAUUUGUUUUAGCUUUUUACUUUUUCUGGAGUAGUGAUUUUCUUUUUUUUUUGAGUCUUUUGUUUUGGUUUGUUUCUUUGUUCCGUUUUCCUUUCUUCCCCUCUGGGCUCCUAUUACACUUUUUAUACCACCGACCGUGUAAAACAUUUGUCCUGUUAAAAACAAAUUUUAUUUUAUUUUUCUGCAAUGUCAUCAUCUUUUCUAAACAAUAAAAUGUAUAAUGUUGGUUAAAAUACUGAGGUGAACUAUGUGAAAAACAUCUAUUUGAUUAUUUGUGGUUUUAAGUCCUAAUUUUGUUAACCUGUAUUAAUCUACGGAAGAAGCAAUUGUAGCCAUUACAUCCAUUGCCCCUUCAAAUUCCCAGUGCACUGGUAGCAAUAAAAUACAUGGCAAUCCCCCCCACCCUGAGUCAAAAUAGCUUUGCCAGUUAAGUCUGUUGACUUCUAGUAUCUAACUGGUAUCAACAUGGUGGGGGUUGAGGGACUUGGGGGUGCCUGUUGAAGUGUUAUAAUUAACUGACUUGAAAUGGUUGUGUUCUUACCUGUUAAAUAGUUUUUGCUAACCAGAAGCGUUUACUCUGUUGGUGUUGAAGCCUGGUUGUUUAAAUACCUAUUGUUCAAAGCUGGGUAGCUGCAUUUGGUUUCUUUUCUCUUUCAGAAAGCAAAACUGCUUUGGAGAGUGUCACAUUGCUUUGAUGUGUUGACUGUAUGACUUCUGUGCACAUCACUUACCUUUAGAAGCUCUGUCCAAAUAUCACUGGAGUUUGGUGAAAAACCUGAUUUUUAUUUUAAAUUGCCAUUGCAUGAGAUAGUAACUGAGCAAUGAUUCUUCCCAGCAAAUUAGAUGGAUGGCUUGAAGACCUUGGCAUCAGAAAUUGUAGAAACUGAAACUGUAUCAGUUGGUAGCAUCAAGAUUUAAACUGUUGAGUACCUGAUCUGAUGAUAUUUAUGUAGUGAUUGUUUUUUAUUGUCCUAUAGAGAGCAUAAGUAUAGUAUAAAAGCCAAAUAGAUACUCUUGUUCAAUAUAAGCUAGCAUCCCUAUUACAGAUUACAGAAAAGCUGUUGGGAAGGUUCACUUGAUUUGAAGAGCAAACUAUAAUACAGGUGGCCACACUGAGGCCUUGUCUUUCUGGAUAUGCUUGGUUUUAUCUGGCUUGUCAAACAGUGCCUCCAGUAUUUUGUUAAUAGCCAGUUACAUAAUAAAUAACCUAUAAUAUACAUUAUUUUUUCUUCA
Molecule: messenger RNA, 5882 nt
Organism: Athene cunicularia (burrowing owl)
Lineage: Eukaryota; Metazoa; Chordata; Aves; Strigiformes; Strigidae
Gene: ADNP2
Product: ADNP homeobox 2
Exons: 5
Coding region: 1210-4443 (1077 amino acids)
Biological process (GO): regulation of gene expression
Cellular component (GO): nucleus
Molecular function (GO): DNA binding
Source: RefSeq, a predicted model, not a curated record